Molecule: messenger RNA, 2149 nt
Organism: Lactuca virosa
Lineage: Eukaryota; Viridiplantae; Streptophyta; Magnoliopsida; Asterales; Asteraceae
Source: the annotation of a GenBank genome assembly
UCUCUCUCUCUCUCUCUCUCUCUCUCUCAACGAUUCAGGUAAGUCCAUUUCUUCCUUUUGAUCCAUCUAAUGUCCUUGAGCUUUAACAAUGGAGCUCAUCGUUGAUUUUUGUUUGUUCUGUAAUUCUGUGGAUUCAGUAAAGAGUGUUAGAAUCAUGAGGCUAGUCACUGGAUUUUCAGUUUACUCUUUGACUUUGAAUUGAAAUUUGAACUCUAGUUCUGUUUCUUCAAGCUGAUACCAGCAAAUCCUUUUAUAUGCUCCUUAUUCUCUCCGUUUGUGUCAUGAUACUGUGUUCGCAACUUUUUUUCCACUUUUUAUCUUGUGUAUGACCUAGGUUUGAGAUUUUACUUGAAAUUGAAUCCUUUUAAAUAUGCAAUUUCGAUGUAUAAGUAGAAUUUUAUUUUUUUCGUAUUAAUAUCCAUGUUUCUUACAUCCGUAUGGAAACUAUGUAUGUUUGAUUUCGAUUUCGAUCAUUUAUAAUCUCCACUUGAGUGAGCAUCUAGAUGUUAAAAUUCAAGGAAACAAUAGGUUUUACUGAUGAGUAUCACUCGGAUUGUUCUGUUCCUACUUUAAUGGAACUGCGACAUAAUGCAGAUUGAUUUAGAUGUCGGGUGGGGGAUCUCAAACGAGUUUGAGAAAAGCUCUUGGGGCCAUUAAGGACAGCACCACUCUCAAUUUGGCUAAAGUCAAUAGUGAUUAUAAGGAAUUGGAUGUAAAUAUUGUUAAGGCCACUAAUCAUGUUGAGCACCCUGCAAAAGAGAAACAUAUGCGAGCUAUAUUUGCAGCCAUCUCUGCUACAAGACCUAGAGCUGAUGUUGCAUAUUGCAUCCAUGCUCUUGCAAGAAGAUUGUCAAAGACACACAAUUGGGCAGUUGCUUUGAAAACUCUAAUUAUUAUUCACCGAGCCUUAAGGGAGGUAGACCCCACAUUUCAAGAAGAGCUUCUUAACUAUGGCAGGACUAGUAACCAUUUGCUCAACUUAUCUCACUUCAAAGAUGAUUCUAGUCCAAAUGCAUGGGAUUAUUCUGCCUGGGUUCGGACUUAUGCUUUAUUUUUAGAGGAGAGACUGGAGUGUUUCCGUGUCUUAAUGUAUGAUGUUGAAACAGAACGUCUAAGAACAAGAGAUUUAGAUACUCCAGAGUUGCUUCAACAAUUACCAGCUUUGCAACAACUUCUAUACCGUGUGUUAGGUUGUCAGCCACAAGGAGCAGCAGUUGAUAACUUUGUGAUUCGUUUGGCACUUUCUAUGGUGGCUUCUGAAAGUGUGAAAGUAUACAAGGCAAUUAAUGAAGGUUCACUUAAUUUGGUUGAUAAAUUCUUUGAGAUGCAAAGACAUGAUGCUCUUAAAGCUCUGGAUAUAUAUAGAAGGGCUGGCCAGCAGGCAGAGAGAUUGUCUGAGUUUUAUGAAAUAUGUAAAAGUCUUGACAUGGGACGUGGUGAGACGUUUAUUAAGAUUGAACAGCCACCAUCAUCAUUCACACAAGCCAUGGAAGAAUUUGUAAAAGAAGCUCCUCGUGCUUCAUCAGUUGACAGAAAACCAAAAGGAAUUCUCGCCAUAGAACACAAAAAAGAGGCGGAGGUGGAGGCUCCGGCCAAACCGCCAGCAGAACCACUACCGGAGCCGGAGCCUGAACCAGAGGCGGUUAAAGUGGAAGCUCAUGUUGCUGAAGCAACACCGGAUUUACUGGGUCUGAAUGAUACUCUUCAAGAAGUCUCUGAAUUAGACCAGAAGAAUGCUAUGGCUUUAGCUAUUGUUCCAAUGUCAGCUGAUGAACAAGAGUGUAAUGCCCCAAGUUCAUUUGAUGGAAGUGCAGGAUGGGAAUUAGCCCUUGUAACUAACGAACCCACUAAAUCUUCAAUCAAACUGGGUGGAGGGCUGGAUAAACUUACACUUGACAGCCUGUACGAUGAUGCAGUGAGAAGAAGCAACCAGAUCCAGACCCCAGCAAGCUACAACCCGUGGGGCCCACAAGGUUCCAUGAUGGCACCACAGACUGGACCGGACCCGUUUUAUGGUUCGACCAUGAUGGCUGCACCACGCAAUGUACAGAUGGCAGCCAUGGCUCAGCAACAACAACAAAUGAUGAUGCCACAACACGGUUCGAACCCGUUUGGGAACCCGUAUCCCUACAACCCGAUUCUUGUAUAA